CGGUUCGCACAGAGCAGUUUUCCGUCGCUCCCCUCAAAACUCAGCAGGAAAGACCCUCUCUCUCUCUAAAAACACAAACACAGUCUCUCUCUCUCUAAAAACACAACCACAGUCGCUCUCUCUCUCUCUCUCUCUAACACGACGUCUCUCUUUCUUCUUCCAUUCAAUGGUUUGCUUUCUCAAUCUCUGCCUCUCUAAGAGGAUCUCGCGGUACAGAAUCCACUGCUUAUAAACGGAAAACCAGGAGCGGUUUUCUAACACUAUGAUGGAAGGCCCCAAGAACCAGAAGCUAACCAGAACCCCUUCCUCUCUCCUCCGAUCCCCCACCGUCAAGUCCUCCAUUAAUGGCCUCUCAAUUUUGGAAGAGCAAGCAGAAGAUAGCUACAAGAAAACCCACAAAUUUAUUUCCCCGAAAAGGCCUGGCUUCUUGCUCAUUGUGGUGACGAUUUCCGCUCCUCUUCUCUGGUUUUACCUGAGAUCCAUACCUAGCCAAGUCGAGAACUUUCCAAUUAUGGCAAUAUGGUUGGAUCUCGCCUCUGUUUUGCUUCUCUUCUUUGGGUUUGCCCUUUGGGUUCGAAGGGGUAUAGCCGGUUCGACCCUAGGGUUAAGGAGAUUGAGCGUUCCUUUCCUGAAACAGCUGGUUCUUCAUCUCUAUGAGGAGAGACACAGGAAAUUAGGGUUUCGUAAAGGGAGCUCUGUUGCAUGGUACAUCGGAGAGGAGAAAUCAGAGCUCAGAGACAGGAGGAAGCUGAUUAUAAGAGAGGGAGUUGAAGUUUACAGUAAUGGCGACAUGUACGAAGGCGAAUUUCAUCAAGGGAGGAGCUCAGGAAGUGGGGUUUAUUACUAUUUUGGAAGUGGGAGAUAUGAAGGGGAUUGGAUUGAUGGUAAGUAUGAUGGCUAUGGAAUUGAGACUUGGGCACGAGGGAGCAGGUACAGAGGUCAGUAUAGACAGGGAAUGAGACAUGGAUAUGGAGUUUAUAGGUUUUACACAGGGGAUAGUUAUGCAGGGGAAUGGUGUAACGGACAGAGCCAUGGUUGUGGGGUUCAGUCCUGCGAGGAUGGAAGCCGAUAUGUUGGCGAGUUUAAGUGUGGGGUGAAGCAUGGCUAUGGAUAUUACCAGUUCAGGAAUGGGGAUACAUACUCGGGGGAAUAUUUUGCUGAUAAACCCCAUGGUUUCGGGGUCUACCGCUUCGCUAAUGGCCACUGUUAUGAGGGCUCAUGGCACGAAGGAAAGAAGCAAGGGUUCGGAGUCUACAGUUUUAGAAGUGGUGAUACACGUUCUGGAGAGUGGGACAAUGGAGCUCUAAAGAACCCUCAUCCAUCAGCUUCUCUCGUGGUCUCAAAUGCUGUUCAGGAAGCAAGAAAGACAGCUGAAAAGGCCUUCUCAGUUCCACGAGUCGAAGAUAGAGUGAACAGAGCUGUUGUAGCUGCAAGUAGAGCUGCCACUGCAGCUCGAGUCGCUGCGAUCAAGGCCGUUCAAAACAGAAUACAUGGGAGAUUUUGUGAUACGGAUGUGUAAGAGGAUACUUGCCCUGUAAAUUUCAAGGGAGAGAGAGGUGGGGCCAAGCAAAAAGCUUGCCCACAAGAAGUUGAUCCUCUUUCUUUUCUUUUUUUUUCUUCUGUUAAUCAAAUCUUUGAAAUAUAGGGAUCCCUUCUCAAUA
Messenger RNA from Amborella trichopoda, 1661 nucleotides. RefSeq lists its product as uncharacterized. The record is from RefSeq and is a predicted model, not a curated record. NCBI's taxonomy places the organism in Eukaryota, Viridiplantae, Streptophyta, Magnoliopsida, Amborellales, Amborellaceae.